AUGUAUUACCGCUCGUUGAUCCUCUCGCUCUCUCUCCUCCCCGUCCUUGGCCUGGGCGCGCCGGCAAUCUCUUCUGUGACCGGAGCAAUCGCACGGCAGAGAUCCAUACAAUUACCGAAACGUGAUGGUGGCCUCAACUCGACAAAGACACUCGACACCGUCAACGGCUUUCCCGACCCUGUGGUGCACUGCUCCGGCCGCAAGCUGAGCGACGAGGGCGACACCGCCUACACAGCUGAUCUCGACACGGCCGUCACCUCGACCAGCACGUCCGGUCUGUACGGCUCCUGCGACAUCAGCGGCGACACGGUCGACGGCGACGGGGCGCUGGCGUGGAGCAGCGGCACCGUCCAGGUCUACUACUGCAACCAUGGGUUUGCGGCCACCUCGUGCGAUGUGAACGAGUACUGGCGCGCCGAUGCACUCAUCACGGACAGCUGCGGCGCAGACGGCGGCGGCUGGGUCACCAUCUCGGAGAUGAGCAUCACCAUCGGCCGUGAUCCGACCAACAGUGAUGGAAGUUUCAGGAGUGAAUGUGGAGAUGGUCUGCAUGGUGUCAACGAGAACUUUGUGAAUUUGAACAUCACCCGCGUGCGGUAG
Molecule: messenger RNA, 600 nt
Organism: Cryphonectria parasitica EP155
Lineage: Eukaryota; Fungi; Ascomycota; Sordariomycetes; Diaporthales; Cryphonectriaceae
Exons: 1
Coding region: 1-600 (199 amino acids)
Source: RefSeq, a predicted model, not a curated record